GGAGUACCUUUCCAUGAUGCAUCAUCAGAAAGGCAAAAGCAACUGGAAAUUGAAAGAACUACAAAAUGGCUGAAGAUGUUGAAGAGCUGGGAGAAAUAUAAGAACACUGAAAAGUUUCAUAGGAGAAUUUAUAAAGGGAUUCCAUUACAGCUGAGAGGGGAAGUCUGGUCUUUGUUGCUUGAUGUCCCUAAGAUGAAAGAAGAAAUGAAAGACUACUAUAAUACCUUAAAAACUCAAGCAAGAGGGAGCUCUCCAGACAUCAGACAGAUUGAUCUUGAUGUGAAUCGGACGUAUCGAGAUCAUAUCAUGUUCAGAGACAGAUAUGGAGUUAAGCAGCAAUCUCUAUUCCAUGUUUUAGCUGCAUAUUCUGUGUAUAAUACGGAGGUUGGUUAUUGUCAGGGAAUGAGCCAGAUCACAGCUUUGCUCCUUAUGUAUAUGAACGAAGAAGAUGCCUUCUGGGCCCUGGUGAAACUGCUGUCAGGACCCAAGCAUGCUAUGCAUGGUUUUUUUAUUCCUGGUUUUCCUAAGCUGUUGAGGUUUCAAGAGCACCAUGAAAAAAUAAUGAAGAAAUUUUUGUCUAAACUUAAACAGCAUUUUGACUCCCAGGAGAUCCACACAAGCUUUUACACAAUGAAGUGGUUUUUCCAGUGCUUCCUUGACCGUACUCCCUUUAGGUUAACCCUCAGGAUCUGGGAUAUCUACAUACUUGAAGGAGAACGUGUUCUCACUGCAAUGUCUUACACCAUCCUGAAGCUGCACAGAAAACAUCUGAUGAAAUUGCAAAUGGAAGAACUUGUAGAAUUUCUUCAGGAGACACUUGCCAAAGAUUUCUUCUUUGAAGAUGACUUCGUAAUAGACCAGCUCCAGAGUUCCAUGGCAGAGCUGAAGCGAGCAAAGCUGGACCUCCCGGCAGCAGGUAAAGAUGAUGAAAUUCCAAAGAAGUUGGGGAAAUUCCCACCUGAAUCUCAGCCUGCCAUGCUGAAUCUUACUCAUCUGCUCAAUGGACAGAGUAGCACGAGCGGGUCGAACAAUAUCCAGGCUAGCCAGAGAACAGGACACAAAGUGCCUUCAGAAAGAGGUGAAGAAAGCUCCCCAAGAACAGCUCUAGAGAGAGCACAAGAAAACUCACCAAACCACCAAAGAAGGAAAAAUUCUCUGGAGAAGAGGCCUUCUUUGAGACAACAAAAGCCUGUAACAGCAAAUGUGCGGAGUGGAUUGCCAAAGCAUGACCCCGAGAGCCACAGAAAAAAACAUGAAGUUCAGUCAGAGUCUCAUUCCCAGCAGAAUCACAAUGGAUCUGCUAACCAAAAUUCCAAUGCUACUUUAAACACAGGAAAGGAAUUUGUGCCCAGGUGGAUUAAACCUUCCGAUAUGAAAAUUAUUGAAAAAACUACAAAACUCACCAUGGAGAUCAAGAGCCGAUCUGCAAAUCUUACCAGUUCAGCAACGCCUCCUAGUCCUAGUGGUGAGGCACAGUCCUUUAAUGUAAAGCAAAAGAUGAGAGUCUUGGAUGUCGACGAAGGUAAGCGAGGGUCGAACGCAUCACAGUAUGACAAUGUUCCUGGUGCUGAUCUAGAGAGUAACAACUUGGUAGAUGAGGCAAUUGAAAGGGCUAUCCUGCAAAGUCCAAGAAACAUAGCUUACUCUAGUAGUUCAGCAAAGCUGGCAGAGAAAACAUCUAGUCCACCAAAAAUUUCCAACAGUUAUGCAUUCAGCUCACAACCAAGAAUCCCCAGAUUUUCUUCGCAGUCUGAUGGGGCAGACAUUGGACAUAAUAUUAAACAACCUCCACCUUCUUACAGCAAUCCACCUGUUUACCAUGGAAACUCUCCAAAGCAUGUUAACACCAUAGUUCAUUCCAGUUUCACAGCCACACAGUAUAAUCUCGGGAAUCGAACCAACUCCCCCAUGCAUCAACCAUACAUCUCUGACUUUCCAACAGAGAUGUUGCCUAAUAAAUCACAUAGAAAUUAUUCAGUCAGUCACCAGAAUCUUGUUGUGAAACCUUCUAGUCGAAUAGAAGUUCUCCCAGUUAACAGUUCUGCAAGCAGUCCUAAAUCGACGACAGGCAUCAGAUUUGAUAUUCCUCCAGCAGAUUAUUUCCCAGACAAUAGAAAGUGGCGAGAUCCAGCUUAUUUGUAUAGACAGGAUGUUUAUGGGCAAUUAUGGAGACAAGAUGGCAGCCAAAACCAUUUGGGUAACUUGUUUCAAGCAAUGCCUGUUAAAGACCACAACCUCCCCACCAUUUCUGUGGAUAGUCCUAUAAAAUACAGGACUUCCCCAAUUCCAGAAGAACUUGGCUCACCGCUCUAUCAAUAUGCAAGGCCCUCAGGCCCCACCCACCACUACAGACAUCAAACCGACGGAUUGUCCAUGCAUGAAUCAGUCUUACUGUGAGAAAUAACGUCUGCUCAUCUGAAAGACCAGGAGAAGAAUGUGCAAGGUUGAGUUGAUUGUUGCCAGCGCAAGAGUAUUAGUACUCCUUUAUAUGGAACAAUUCAGAUGACACUUUUCUGUAGCUGUGCUUAAAUGUUGACAAAAGCUCAAACGAGCCUUGAAUACUACAAAAAGAUUGGAUUCUCAUAAACAUAGCAAUAGCUUUAUAUGUUCAUUGUAACUACUGUGGCAGUUGUUUGUUACAUUUUAAGUAGUUGACUUGGGAAAUGACCUUGCCUAAAUCCUGUAAGGUCCCAUGCCUCUGUAAGCUGCUUGUUGAGUUGACAGUACAAUUCAUUAUGUGCCCCCUUGGGGCAAGAGAGUUAUAUAGUCUAAAAUGGAAAUGUAUGUGUUCUUGGACUGUGUCCACAAAGUACUUCAUUAUUUUAUUUUUAUUUUAUUUUAAAUUAAUUUAUAAACAUCCCAUUCAUUUAGGAUGAGAUUUCUCUUGGCAUUCUUUUAUAUAUACUGCCUCAGCAACCUAGGAAUGAGAAUUCCCAGUUAUCCAAUGCAAUCUCCAUACAAGGAUGCUGUUGCCUAUUGCUCAGCUAGAAAGAAGCUGGUUUAGCAUCCAAAGUGAAAGCAUUCUGAUGCAGCCUAUAUGUGGUGCUUCUAAAAUCAGGACUGCCUAUGAAUUGUAGCACGGAUCUAGGGUGCCAGUGAUAUUUGAGCCCUCAUCCACAUUCAUGUAGCCAAAGGCAGAUCUGCAGUGUGGUGGUCUUUGUUCUAAAAGUCUCUCAUAUGUAUGUUAAUGGGGUAAGGUUAGAGGAGUGGUUAAAGCAGCAUGGACAUUUUUAGCACUUAGCAAUGCUAAUGUAUCUGUCCAUGAGUGCUUACUGAGGGCACAUACAGAGAGCAUGCACGUGGCAGGGCUGAGUUCGUGCUGGCGCAUCCCAUUCCUGCUGCCACUUGCAUGUUGGGUUGCAUUAUUGCCUCUUCACAUUGAGCCACAAACCAUACAAUUGAUAUGUCUCAAUUUUUCUGGUCUGUAGAGCAUACGUUUCCAGUUGAUAUGAACUGGACACUAUGCAUGUAGAACUUUGUGCAAAUAUGAACUUAGCAUGUGUGUGGCAAGUGCGAGUGGCCUGGGGCAGUGCUUAUCCUACACCCUACAUGCAUUCUGAACAUCUCUACAAAGGCCUGUGCACAAUCUAUUAAACAAGUUGCUUUUUGAUGACAGUGGCUUCAUGUAAAGUCUUUUUGUAAAUACCCAAAAGGUUGACAAUAACUGCAUGCAACAGAAGGAUAAAAAGAGUCUUUCAAGUGUAAUUCUCAUAGAGGCAUCUUGUUUCAUCCUUGACAAAAGAAGGUUUGAUUCCUUGAAAAGUUUUGGUUAUUCUGUUGUAUGUGUUGUAUGCUUUCAUAAAAAAAAAUAUCUGAGAAACAAAGGUUUUUUUUAUCACUAUGUUGCAUGCACCAUUGGAGUGCCUUUGCAUCUUGUACUGGGGGUGCCCUUUGGACCACUAAGAAUUGUUUUGAGAAUUAAGAAUUAUUUUGAGGACAAUUAAUUAAUUCCUCCUUUCACUUAGCCAGUACCUGUGCAAGCUACAUUGUUAAAGACAGGAGCCUCAUCAGGCCUUUGGUGGAUUGUAUUCUGUGUUCUGUCCUUUUGCUCUGUAAUUCUGUUUAUCUGACAUCUUCCCCACCUCCUGUCCCUCAUGUGCUUUUUUUUCUGGUACUUUAAUGUGCUUGAGCAUCUUAUUUUUCUGGAGAGCAAUAGGCAGUUAUGGCCUUGAUUGGCUGGUGCUGCUGUACCGUUAGGCCCUUAAGAGAUGAUUGUGGGUAUAAAGUCUAAGGCUGAAGUGCUCCCUCAUUGUAAAAUGGAAGCCAACAAAUUCAUUGCUCUGUAAUCAGUGCCUGCAACCUUGGGGUGUUUGCUUUUUUAUCUUAUUUUUAUCUUGUAGUUUAGGGCAAGGACAGUUGGAAGAGGGCAGCUCGGCUAAAUAUCCAAGGGGGGAAAGUUGCACUUGCCUUGAUUUAGGGGAGUGAGGAAAGUCAUUCUGAGCAGUCAUGUCCAUUGUGCCACAGAACUCCAGGCUGAGCACAUCAUUCUGCAUGAGAAGUGUCUGAAAGGGAAACCUUUCCUUUUACAGUGGAAAUGCUCAGGAUUCUGAAUCUUUGCUUUCAUUUGAGAUGGGCUUCUACUCUAGGCUGAGAUUUAUAAAGGCAGAGGCAGAUGUGAUCCAGGAGAACCACAAUGGCAUUUUUAAAAUUAAAAGCAUGUAGGGGGUUGCACACAGUUGGGUUAUAUCAGGAGAGCACUGCUGGAGGAUGAAGCAUCUAAACUUUCCAUAACUUUCUGGAUUGAAACCAUUCACCUUAAGCUGUUACAGCACUGGGAUAGAGAGAGACAACAGUUGUUUGUGUUAUCUCUUUACCCCUCAAAUCAUGGGACAGUUUUGAAUAGGGAAGUGGUUUGCAUAUGUUUAAAGUCAAGGGAUAUACUAAUAUGCCUCAUGUCUAUUUUUUUUUAAAACAAGAUGUCCAGGGAACAUGGCAUAUUCACUGUCCUCUUCUCUCAGCUGUAAGGUUGCUGCAUAACUGAUCCCUGAUAUUUGCAAAACCACAAGAACUCCACCAAGACCUGAAUCCAAUCCAGGAAAUGUUCUGCAGUGUCAUUUUUAGUUUUGAUCUCUCAAUGGCAGUUGUGCAAAAUUCAUUGCAUUUGUGUGGGUCAGGGCACUGUUUUGCCAUUGUUUUUCUCAUAGUCAUUAUGUAGCUUGGUCUAAAGCCUAGAACCAAGAUCCUCAGACUACAUGCUGGUCCGCUGCAAGUUAAAAAUGUUGGAAUGUAUAUAUGUAAAACAUUGGUAAGCUGCAUGUUGUAAAUGGAAGUGACCUUUCAUUGGGCACUCUGUUUGUGGAAAGAUAUAUGGCUCACUGAUAAUGACAACUUAGAGCAGGAGUAACUUAAGGGUAAUUUAGAACAACCCUGAUAUGCUCCUGAAUGCUUUCUAGGGGAUGUUGGAGGCAUUUUUGCCACAUCAUCUACCCACCCCAGGCACCAUUUUAGGCCUAGGGAGGGCCUUUGAGAAAAGUAGUAGUAGUAAAUCUGGAAGCUUCUGGUUGCUUCCUUUUUUGAAGAAAGGCUCUCCUGGACCUAAAAAGCCCGGGGUAUGUGUAUCUAAAAACAUGAAAAUGACCUCUCAGUCCCCAGAGGGCAUUAAGAGGCAUGGGGGGGCUCUUUGGUCUCCCGAGGGGGCUAAUGCAGUCCCCUGGCCUCUCAUGUUUGUCCACCCUUGACUUAGAAGCCCAGAACAUAUAUUUCCCACCUCAAAACCAAGUUUGCUUAGCUUGAGAACCAUCCAGCUGGAUGCAACCUGGAUGUCAAUCAAGUACCUUCUGAGCCAGCCCUUUGCAUGGUUGGUGGGUUUCAUUUGGCUGUGGAAGUAACAAAGUUGCACAGUCUUGCUCUGAGCAAUGUGUUUUAGUGCCUAUGCUCAUGGAAAGUCAGCACCAUGAAAUUUUAUGGUACUGAGCCAGCCUUUUCCAACCUGAGGACUUUGGGAUAUAUUGGACCACACCUCCCCAAAACUUUAAGUAAGCUUUGGGGAGUUGUAAUCCCAACACAUCUAGAGGAUUCCAAGUUGGGAAAAGCUACCAGAGUCUUUUAAAAAUGAAACAAAAGCAACAUUUGGCCAACAAGGUGGAUGUUUUGUGUAUAUACUGAAUCGGAUGUAAUUUUUAAUUAACCUGGCAACUGAUUUUUUAAAAAUUACGUGCAGAACACAGUGAAAUAACAGUUUAUACUGCUCUGCAGAGAAAGAAGGAAGCAAGAGGUGGUGAACCUCUGGCCUUCUAGAUGUUGCUGUAUUCCAUCAACCACAACCAUCAUGGUGUGGUCAGAAACAAUGUGAAUGGUGGCCCAACAACAUCUGGAAGGCCACAAAUUCCCCCCGCCCCCUCCCAAGUUCUAAACUGACAACCAGUACUUGGUCUUUCACCUUUUCAUUCUGAUUUAUUAACUGCCGCAUAGAAAUGUAUGUAUAUAAUAAUGUGGUUAUGUAAUCCAAGGUUUAAACUAUGGCUUUGUGAUUCAUAAUAAAUAUAAUACAAAAUAUAAGCUGUACAAUUUACUGGAUGCUAGCAUCGGAAAGACAGCUGUUCUUAAAAUUAUGUAUUGGAGUUAGUAAAUACUGUAGAUUUUUAUAUAUAAAAUAUAUACAUGCUAUUUUUCUUAAAUCAUCUUUGACAGUUUUUUUUAAAAAUUGUGUUUUCCUAUUUUGUUGCGACCUGUAUUUUUAACAUGUUAAAAA
This is a messenger RNA of Sceloporus undulatus (fence lizard), 6691 nucleotides long. RefSeq names its product USP6 N-terminal like (gene USP6NL). Lineage: Eukaryota; Metazoa; Chordata; Lepidosauria; Squamata; Phrynosomatidae. The transcript has 11 exons. The record is from RefSeq and is a predicted model, not a curated record. Bases 76 to 2397 code for a protein of 773 amino acids.